Messenger RNA from Staurois parvus, 347 nucleotides. The record is from the annotation of a GenBank genome assembly. NCBI's taxonomy places the organism in Eukaryota, Metazoa, Chordata, Amphibia, Anura, Ranidae.
AUGCAGACUACUUUUACAAACAUUUGUGAAAGAAUGGGUUGCUCUCAGGAGCCCAGAGAAUUCAAGCAUGGUCCUGUGAUAGGUUGCCACCUGUGCAAUAAGUCCAUCCGUGAAAUUUCCUUGCUACGAAAUAUUUCAUGGUCAACUGUUUGUGGUAUUAUAACAAAGUGGAAGCAACUGGGAACAACAGCAACUGAGCCACGAAAUGGUAGGCAACGUAAAACGACAGAGCGGGGUCAGCACAUGCUGAAGCUCACAGGGUCAAUAGCUAAAGACCUCCAAACUUAGUUUCCAGUAAAGGGAACUCUUAAGGUGCCAGAAUAAUAAAACAUUUUGGACAAUUUUAA